AUGGCAGCAGAAGGAAAGAAGCAACCAAUAAUUGUUUUGACCAAGCCAUUCUCAUUGGAAAUUGAAUCGGAUUCUGAGCCGAGUUACAGUUACAGAGCCCCUAAUAUUGUACGCCGCUUGUUAAGUUUAUUUAAGAAUAUACGGCCCGGAGCAGAUCUCACUAACUUACAGCUUCCGCCUCUAUUUUAUUUCCCAAAAUCACAACUUCAAUGCUAUGGUGAAUCAGUAUAUAGCACAACUUCAAAUUCAAACUUGCUGGCCAAAUGCAACAACGAGCAAAGUCCAUUGGAAAGGCUCACAUCUGUCGUAGCAUGGAGCAUAUCUACCACGCGUCCUACGUCUUUUGGUGUUGCUCCGUAUAAUCCCAUUCUUGGAGAGACACACCAUGUUUCAAAGGGCAACCUUAAUGUACUACUUGAGCAAGUUUCCAUCAAUCCUCCGGUAUCUGCUCUUCACGCAACAGAUGAAAAGGAAAACAUUGAAAUGAUAUGGUCACAACAACCUGCUCCAAAGUUUCGCGGUACAAGCAUUGAAGCUGAAGUGCAUGGAAAACGGGUGCUAAAGCUUAGAAAUCACGGGGAAACAUACGAAAUGAACUGUCCUCGCCUCUCUAUUAGAAUUCUUCCGUUUCCCGGAGUUAGUUGGGUUGGCAAUGUUAAUAUACUGUGCAAAGAGACAGGUCUUGUGGCUGAAUUGUCCUACAAAUCAUCCUUUUCUUUUCUUGGACUUGGAGGGAAUAGUAAGUUGGUCCAAGGGAAGAUCCUUGAUUCCUCAUCAUUUAGUGUGCUAUAUGAAAUUGAUGGUCAAUGGGAUAGGACUGUCAAAGUAAAGGAUACAAACAGUGGGAAAGUCAAAGUGAUAUAUGAUGCAAAAGAAGUAAUUUCAGGGCUCAAAGCUCCUAUUGUCAAAGAUGCAGAGGGUGUGUGGGAAACUGAAUCAGCCCUUAUUUGGGGUGAGUUGACCCAAGCCAUUAUAAGCAAUGAUUGGGAGAAAGCAAAAGAAGCAAAGCAAGGUGUGGAGGAAAGACAAAAGAAGAUGUUGAAAGAAAGAGAGAGCAAAGGGGAAAGUUGGACUCCUAAGAAUUUUGUGGUGUCUUAUAGUAAUGAAAGUGGGUUGGAGUGUGAUUGUUCACCCAUUAACAAAUGGGUCCCUCCUGCUCCUAUCACAGCCCUUUAA
Lathyrus sativus (Indian pea) is the source of this 1176-nucleotide messenger RNA. NCBI's taxonomy places the organism in Eukaryota, Viridiplantae, Streptophyta, Magnoliopsida, Fabales, Fabaceae. The record is from the annotation of a GenBank genome assembly.